Drosophila guanche is the source of this 2954-nucleotide messenger RNA. RefSeq names its product maternal effect protein oskar. Bases 27 to 1901 code for a protein of 624 amino acids. The transcript is spliced from 4 exons. Lineage: Eukaryota; Metazoa; Arthropoda; Insecta; Diptera; Drosophilidae. The record is from RefSeq and is a predicted model, not a curated record.
ACCCCUCUCUCACUUUCGUUCAAGCGAUGGCCACUUUCAGAAGUGUCCACAGCGAGCCAUACACUAGUAAAAACAGCAGCAGCAGCAGUCGCCUGACGGCAUUGAGAAAACGCCUGACCACGUGUUUCCAGCAGUGGUGCCAACAGCUACAGCAGCCACCUUCCUACCGCAAAAGUGGCCCCAACCACUUUUACAAGAUCUUUGUGCAAGCCGACUACAAGGUAUUUGGCGAAAAGGCCAAAUAUAUUCGGCAGUUUAAGAAGAUUUUCAAGGGGAACAAGGAUUUGGCUAGGAAAAGGGAACCAGAGAGGGUAGUGGUAGUGCCCGAGACAGAGACAGAGACAGUGCCCGCCCAAUCAGUGGAUGUGACAGAGGUGAUAGAGAGGAAACAGCUGGAGCUUGUGGCCAGACUCUUUUCAUCCACACUGAUAUCCACGCAGGAGGAGAUAUCCUGUAGCUACAAAAGCAGCAGCAGCAGCAUGACCAUCAUAGAGAGCAAUUACAUUGGAGUGCGGGAGGAGUACCCGGAAAUAGACAGCGAGAUACGGUCCAUUUUGUUGGCCAAUGCUCAAAGUGGCAUCACGAUAUCGAGCAUCAAAAAUGAGUAUCGGAAAUUGACGGGCAAUCCGUUUCCACUGCACGAAAAUGUCACCGACUUUCUGCUCACCAUCCCCCACGUGACCGCCGAGUGCAGCGUGACCGGGAAGCGAAUUUUUAAUAUGAAGCCACGCCCGGAGACGCGCCACCUGUACGAGAUGGUCGUUAAUCAGAAGCGUAGCAACGACCUGGUGUCCCAAGAUCAUCCGGAGGCAGCACGACCACCACGCUUCUGGCGCUAUCAGUACAAGCGUCGGGCCCUGUCCUCACUGGACACCAACAAGAGUCACAACCGAAAUAUCAAUCACAUCGAGGAGAAGCUAUCGACUGUGGACAGCAAAGAAUGUACACUCCAAGCCCAGGUGGGUCCACUGCAGCAGCUGGCCAGGGCUGCGGCGGAGUCCAACUGGUGCUAUCAGGACAAUUGGAAUCAUCUCAACAACUGCUAUCGGCGUACCAACAUCUUUACCGCCCCUCCAGAGAAGCCACCGCCGUUGCCGGCUCAAGAAAAUCAACAUCCUCACAUCAGCCAGAACAAGCAAGAAAACCCAAAGAACCACCAAGAAAACCUAAAGAACCAACUGAAUUUGUUAGUGUCCGAACAACAUCAGCAGCAGGAGAGUCGCACCUCAAAUAAGCGACGAAAUGAUUUCUCGCCGACACCCACACCCACUACCAUAUCGAGUGGGACGCAGCAUGACUCCAUGUUCACCAUCAACUCCGAUUACGAUGCCUACUUGCUGGACUUUCCCCUAUUGGGGGAUGAUUUCCUCUUGUAUAUGGCCCGCAUGGAGCUGAGGUGUCGCUUCAAGCGGAGUGUGAGGGUCCUGCAGUCAGGUCUGUGCGUAUCUGGGCAGACAAUAAGUGCCGCCCGGUCACGAUUGCAUCGUGUUCAAAUGUUCAAGGACACGCAUGUAAUUGUCAACAUUGGAUCCGUGGACAUAAUGCGAGGCAAACCGAUUGUGCAAAUCCAGCAUGACUUUCGUCAGUUGAUCAAAGACAUGCACAAGCGGGGACUCACCCCGAUCCUAACCACUUUGGCCCCGCUCGCCAAUUAUUGUCACGACAAAGUUGUGUGCGACAAGGUGGCAAAGUUCAACCUUUUCAUUUGGAAGGAGUGCGCAAGUUACCUGAAGGUGAUCGAUAUACACUCGUGCCUAGUCAACGAAAAGGGCGUCGUGCGGUUCGAUUGUUUCCAGUACUUAUCCCGCAAUGUAACGGGCUCCAGGGAAUCCUAUGUGUUCUGGAACAAAAUUGGCCGGCAACGUGUUUUGCAAAUGAUUGAAGCGAGUCUGGAGUAUUGAUCGUAUCUGAUGAACGGAGGCUGGUCUGGCACUGGUCUCCCUCAGGAGGAGAAGCAGAAUGAAGAUGUUUUAUAUCCACGCUGACGGCGCAGACGCUGUGUUUUUGAACGAAAGUUGCUUACUAUUUUUAAUGUGUUUUAUGUUUUCAUGUUCAUGUGUAUAUUUAUGUUUAUUUGUAUUUGUCCCUUGUAUUUGUCUGUUCGUGUUAGUCCCUAGUCUAAAUAAUUGUUUAUAAUUUGUGCGUUUUUCGUGUUUUUUGUUUUGUUAGAUUUUAGCCUUUUCCCAAGUUUUUUGUUGCCGCUUAUUGAGUUUGUCUUGAUAUUUUCAACUAGUUUUUGCUACUAUCCUAAAAACUAGAGAAAAGUUCAUUACUAAAACAAUUUGAGGCAACGAAAACUUGUCUACAAAAUGUUCAUAUAAUUUCCAAAACAUUUCCCAUUGCAAUCCAUGUGAAAGGAUUGCAAAGCGAAAUGAUAUUCAAAUGCAAAUCAUUGCGUUGUUAUAAACUGUUUUCUGUUACUGUUUCUGUAUCUAUUGUUGGCCAAAAUGUUGCAUUCUCCUGUAUGCGAACUUUCGCUGACUCUCUCUCCCCUCGCUCUCUAUCCAUGUGUGGGAGUGGGUUGGCCUUGUGGUAAAUACAUUUGAGUCAUGCGACAUUUUGGGCUUUGAAUGAAAAUGCAUUUGCUUUACUUGAAUCCUUUGCUUGCACAAAAUCAACGCCGCGGCUGAUUUAUUAUGUAUGUGUUUAAGCAUGUUCUAGUAAAGUACUUGCGCAAUUUUCGUGCUUUCGUUUCCGUUUCGUAUACAAAAGUUUAUAAAAAGUUUACACUCUGCUGCAGACACGCGCUCAGAAGUGCGCGCGCUAAAGUGUGUUUGUGGGACAGUGUAGCAUAGAAACUUCUCUUUAAUUAUCUAAAAUGAAUUCUUUACUAUUUACUAUUUAUAAACUAAUUCUCCCUCGUCUUGAAUGUAUUGUAUGUUAAUCGUAUGUAUUGAAAGUGAUCACGUUUUUUUUUUUGUAUGUCCUCAUAUAACAAGUCGCAAUGUAAAAUC